GGAAGACAAGUUUACGAACUACUUCCUAAAACAAUAAAUAUCCCUUCCCCAGCCACUAGGAAUUUGAUUCGAACAAGAAACAUAGAUGAGAGAAAGGAUAAGAAUGAUAGAAGCCCAAAGCAUCAGGUCAAGGUAAGAUUAGGAGGGAGAAAUUUUGGUUUCAUUCAGAUCCUUCUUUAAUAAAGUAUUAAAAAAAAAAAACAAAAAAACACCUUUUGGGGCGCCUGGCUGGCUCAGUUGGUAGAGCAUGCGACUCUUGAUCUCAGGGUCGUGAGUUCAAGCCCCAUGGUGGGUGUGUCCUACUUUUAAAAAAAAUGGUGGGGAAAAAAAAAACCUUUUUCCCCUACCCUUCUUUUUGUCCUUCCCCUUCUCAUUAUGUUCAGUAACAGUGCUUGCCAAUUCUUAGGUGUCCACACACUAUAGAAUGUCAAGGAGCUGGCAUUCCCUUGUCUGGGGACACAUAAUAUACAGAUCCUUUCAUUUUGCCUCUUCUGUCUAAAAAUGAAAUUCUAGUAAACAUCCGUUUUUAGUGUUGUUAAUUUAAUGAGUCAUUCCUAAUUCGAAGCCCCUGCCUCUGUCUUAGUGUGAGAAUUAGUAAAAUAAGUAACACUAAACCAUUUUAAAUUGGGGGAAGAAAGGCACUAUGAAAACAUGAGGUAUUGCUGCUUGAGUUGGUAAAAAUUCAACUAAACCUGGUUUCUUUAGGAAGUUUGGAGACCAAACACCGUAACAGAACACAGGACCUUGCUUCAAGACAAUAUCGUCCCCGUUCCACACCUUUCCUUAGUACUUUUUGGUGUGCUAUUGUAAACUCCUUCACCAUCUGACCAAGACAUUUCCUAAUGACCAGCUGCAACAAUUUGGCUUUAUCCCAUUCUCAUUCCGUAAGCAACGGUAGGGCUGCAACUUCAUGAAAUUAAUUCCUAGAAGUCACAAAACAAGAUUUUGACAGGAGGGGGUGUCCCUCAUUUAGAGUUCCCUUCUGGAUAAGAUACUGGAGGCCUUGUUGCAGGGAAUUCUUGAGAGAAAACAAUAGGAGGAUGAGGGACUGUGAUGGGUUUUUCCCCCCCCCCUAAAGAAAAAUAUCAAUAACCCUGUUGACAGUGUAAAGCAGUGUUUCUAUCUGGGGUCAAGGCCAGAGCAAUGGACACCUUAUCCCACUCAUCCUCUUCCUCUGAUAAAGCCCCAGCCAGUACCGUAAAGUCUUUUUUCAGAAGAGCCUAGCGGGCUUUUUUUUAAAAGUGCUUGAAAAAGAAAGGGACAAAGGACAACUGAAAUUAAGAGGAUUUCCAGUCUGUUCUGGUGGCUGGUCCAGAAGGAUGUUUCAGUUCCUGCUUCUCACCUGCCUCUUCUUCACAAUCACACCUGCAUCACCAAUGGCCCUAGAUCCUUGUUCCGCUUACAUCAGUUUGAAUGAACCAUGGAGGAACACUGACCAUCAGUUCGAUGAGUCUCAAGGUCCCCCUCUUUGUGACAACCAUGUGGAUGGGGAGUGGUACCGCUUCACAGGCAUGGCAGGGGAUGCCAUGCCCACCUUCUGCAUACCAGAAAACCACUGUGGAACCCAUGCACCUGUCUGGCUCAAUGGCAGCCACCCUCUAGAAGGUGAUGGCAUCGUGCAACGCCAGGCCUGUGCCAGCUUCAGCGGGAACUGCUGCCUCUGGAACACCACGGUGGAGGUCAAGGCUUGCCCGGGAGGCUACUAUGUGUAUCAUCUGACCAAGCCCAGUGUCUGCUUCCAUGUCUACUGUGGUCAUUUUUAUGACAUCUGCGACGAGGACUGCCAUGGCGGCUGUGUAGACACCAGUGAGUGCAUGUGCUCUCCAGGGACGGUGCUGGGCCCCGACAGGCAGACAUGCUUCGAUGAAAAUGAAUGUGAGCAAAACAAUGGUGGCUGCAGUGAGAUCUGUGUAAACCUGAAAAAUUCAUAUCGCUGUGGGUGUGGGAUUGGCCGCGUGCUAAGAAGUGACGGCAAGACGUGUGAAGACAUUGAAGGAUGUCACAGCAACAAUGGUGGUUGCAGCCACCUUUGCCUUGUGUCCGAGAAGGGCUAUCAGUGUGAAUGUCCCCGGGGCUUGGUGCUGUCUGAGGACAACCACACGUGCCAAGUCCCCGUGUUGUGCAAGUCGAAUACCAUUGAAGUGAGCAUCCCCAGGGACCUGGUUGGCGGUCUGGAGCUCUUCCUGACCAACACUUCCUGCCGAGGAGUGUCCAAUGGCACCCACGUCAACAUCCUCUUCUCCCUCAAGACGUGUGGCACAGUGGUUGAUGUGGUAAAUGACAAGAUUGUGGCAAGCAACCUUGUGACAGGUCUACCCAAGCAGACCCCAGGGAGCAGCGGAGACAUCAUCAUCCGAACCAGCAAAGUGCUGAUCCCGGUGACCUGCGAGUAUCCACGCCUGUACACCAUUUCAGAAGGAUACGUCCCCCACCUUAGAAACGCCCCACUGGAAAUCAUGAGCCGCAGUCAUGGAAUCUUCCCGUUCACUCUGGAGAUCUUCAAGGACAAUGAGUUUGAAGAGACUUACCGGGAAGCCUUGCCCACCCUCAAGCUUCGAGACUCCCUCUACUUUGGCAUUGAACCUGUGGUGCACGUGAAUGGCUUAGAAAGCCUGGUGGAGAGCUGCUUUGCCACCCCCACCUCCAAGAUCGACGAGAUCCUGAAGUACUACCUCAUCCAGGAUGGCUGUGUUUCAGAUGACUCCGUGAAGCAGUACACGUCCCGGGACCACCUAGCAAAGCACUUCCAGGUCCCUGUCUUCAAGUUUGUGGGCAAAGACCACAAGGAAGUGUUUCUGCACUGCCAGGUCCUUGUCUGUGGACGGCUGGACGAGCAUUCCCGCUGUGCCCAGGGCUGCCACCGGCGAAUGCGCCGUGAGGCAGUGGAAGGAGAGGACACAGCUGGUCCACAGAGCCAGAUGCUGACAGGCGGCCCGAUUAACAUCGACUGGGAGGACUAGGACCACCCAACACCCGACUCCUGGCUCUGGGUUGCCCACCUCUUUGGAAUUACUCCCCUCUGAGAACAUCAGUGAACACCUUCGAACAUGGCACUUCUUUAAACCUCAUACUGUGGGUUUCGACAGACUCCCAGAACUGACUCAUUCUGACUCGGGCCCCUGGGUUGGGAAAGAGCACUUCACUGCUGACUGACCUGACCCACGUGGGGCUUCAUCCUCCUGACGUUGAAAGCUACACUGUCCCUUCAGAAAGCAGCUCACUCCAUUUCCCACGUUUCUUUCCUUACAAUAAAACCCCUAGUGUAGGAUGCAAUAGGACAACUACAGUCAAAAGUUGGGCAUGAUACUUCACACUACAAACUUGAAAUAAAUAGUUGCUUGAAAUUUUGACUUAAAUACCCAAUGACUCCUUAAAUAUGUAAAUAGUAAUUGUACCCUGAAAUUUCAAUUCAAACACAGAAUACUCAUGGGGGAUUUGGAAGUUUAUCAAUAUAAGUGUGUACUAAAAAUUACUAUUGGGUUUUCCUCUUGCAUGAUGUUUUCUUCUUUGAUGUUUUUAUAUUAUCUUAAGUGAAAUAUUUUCAAUUAAUAAAUAUUAAUAAAUUUAUUGACAUGCAGGGCACCUGGGUGGUGCAGUGGGUUAAGCGUCCGACUCUUGGUUUUAGCUCAGGUUGUGAUCUCAGAGUCAUGAGAUCGAGCCCCAUGUCAGUCUCCAUUUAACGUGGAGUCUGCUUGAGAUUCUCUCUCUGUCUGCCCCUCCUACUCCCCUAAAAUAAAUAAAUAAAUAAAUCUUUUAAGAAUGUAUUAACAUGCAUUUAAGAGGUUCAAUGACUGAACUGUAGACAAAAUUAAAAUUUGGUACCAUAUGCCCUGUUAUUUGGCAUUCUAUGCCCUCAGACUGAUAA
This is a messenger RNA of Mirounga angustirostris (Northern elephant seal), 3865 nucleotides long. It is a transcript of the gene OIT3, whose product is annotated as oncoprotein induced transcript 3. The transcript has 9 exons. Gene Ontology annotation, molecular function: calcium ion binding. The record is from RefSeq and is a predicted model, not a curated record. Bases 1320 to 2960 code for a protein of 546 amino acids. Lineage: Eukaryota; Metazoa; Chordata; Mammalia; Carnivora; Phocidae.